CUUUUAAACCCGGAAGUGAAAGUGUUAUUUGUUUUGUUAGUGCGUGUUGAAGCAGAAGGCUGAGGUUUGAAAGCGAGUGUCCCGGCUUAUGGAUGAGAUGAUGGAGUUCUGUAAACCAAGUGAAGCUACAGAGAAAAAGAACCAGACCAGAGCUCCUAAAGCUGCUAGAACCCAGAGAACCCCUUAUCAGAACAGUCCGUCUGGGUCAGAACCGGGACAUGAGAACCAGCCUGAACCUGACGUGAAGCCCAGGAGACGAGACCAGAACACGACGGAGUUGGAAAAUCACCACGCUGAUGCGACUAAACGCCAUAAACACCGCAGGAACAAGCAGGCUCCUGGAGGAGCGGAGACGGGAACUGAUUAUCGAACACACGCCACUCCAAACGAGCAACAGAAAAAACGCAACACGGGCACAGCCAUGCCGCUGCUCAUCGACGACUCCACAGCUCCUGAUGAUGGAGGAGAGAAGCAGAAGAAGAAGAAGAAGAGGAGGAAGAAGAAAUCGUCCAGAGGGAACACAGAAGAUAAACCGGUGAAGCCGUGUGAGUCUGGAGCUGUGGAGAAACCCAGCACUCUUCAGAAAAACACGCAAACACAAGUUAUGAUCCCGAGCCCAGCAGGACAGACAGACAGGAUGGAUAAAGAGACCAGUCGGAGGAACAGAGGGAGGAGGAGACGUCUGUACGAGGACUACAUGUCCGUUAAAGACGUGUCUGAUGGACUGAAGAGAGGACAGCUCAUACAGGGUGUGUUGAGGAUAAACCCAAAGAAAUAUCAUGAAGCGUUCAUCCCUUCUCCUGACGGGUCAGCGGACAUUUUCCUGGACGGAGUGGUGGCACGGAACCGAGCUCUGAACGGAGACAUGGUGGUGGUGAAGCUCCUCCCUCCAGAUCAGUGGAAGGUGCUGAACGGGGACGAGAGCAAACAGGUGAGUGUGGAGAAGGAGCGACAGAGCGAGGCCGUCCCUGACGUUAUAGUGGAGGCUCAGUAUGGUGAGGACGAGAAUGAGGAGCUCAGGAAGAAAAUGGAGGCAGCUGCUCUGCAAGAUAAAGUCCCACCCACAGCAGAUACACACAGAGCUUCAGACAGGAACCUUCAGCGCACCGCCAAGGUGGUGUAUAUCAUGGAGCAGAAACACUCGAGGGCAGUGUCCGGGUUUAUUAAGCUCAUCCCUGACAAGCCCUUCGCCUUGUUCUCACCAUCGGACCACCGAGUUCCUCGAAUCAACAUCCCACUCUCGGGCUGCCCUGCAGACUUCACCUCGCGCCCUGUGGACUAUUCCAACACGCUCUUCAUCUGCAGGAUCACACACUGGCCUCCAGACAGCCCCUUUGCCCAAGGGCAGUUGAUGAAGUCCUUAGGUCAGGCGGGAGUCAUCGAGCCGGAGACAGAGGCCAUGUUGAUGGAGUACGAUGUGGAUUUUUCCGAGUUUACGGACGAAGUGUUAGCAUGUCUACCACAGGGUCGACCCUGGACCAUCUCACCUGAUGAGCUGAGAAGGAGGCGAGACCUCAGGAAGGAGUGUAUAUUUACGAUUGAUCCAGCCACAGCCCGAGACCUGGAUGAUGCUCUGUCCUGUAAACAACUUCCUGAUGGUAACUUUGAGGUGGGCGUGCACAUCGCGGACGUGAGUUACUUCGUGGAGGAGGGAAGUGUUCUGGAUUACACAGCGAGCAGGAGAGCCACCAGUGUGUACCUCGUCCAGAAGGUAAUUCCGAUGUUGCCGCGUCUCCUGUGUGAAGAGUUGUGCAGUUUAAAUCCUCAAACUGAUCGUUUAACAUUCUCCGUCAUCUGGAUCUUAUCACCCGAGGGGAAGAUUCUGAGUGAGUGGAUGGGCCGCUCUGUGAUCCGCUCGUGUGUGAAGCUGAGUUAUGAUCACGCUCAGAGCAUGAUUGACUCCCCCCAGAAAGAGUUUGGUGCUGAUGAACUCCCCCCAGUGUCUCCUGAACACUCGGUGCAGAGCAUUCUUCAGGCUGUCCUGCACCUGCACACCAUCGCCACUCACCUGCGUGCCCAACGCUUCAGGGGCGGAGCCUUACGGCUUGACCAGAUGAAGUUGGCGUUUACUCUGGACUCUGGGUCGGGAAUGCCUCAGGGCUGCUACAUCUAUCAGUACAGAGACAGCAACAAGUUGGUGGAGGAAUUCAUGUUGUUGGCUAACAUGGCUGUCGCUCAUCAGAUUUACCGCUCAAACCCCGAGCUCGCACUUCUGCGGCGCCACGCAGCCCCUCAGAGCCGUCUGAUGGAGGCGCUUCAGGAGCUGUGUGAUCACAUCGGCCUCAACAUUGACAUGAGUUCUGCUGGAGCGCUGCAUAGGAGUCUGGAGGAAGCAGUUGGAAGUGAUGAGUACAGCGCAGCUAGGAAGGCAGUGCUCACACACCUGUGCGCCAGACCCAUGCAGAUGGCAGUGUAUUUCUGUACUGGAGUUCUGCAGGAUGAGAAGUUGUUCCAGCACUAUGCUCUGAAUGUACCGCUCUACACACAUUUCACCUCUCCCAUCCGCCGCUAUGCAGACGUCAUCGUCCAUCGCUUGCUGGCCUCCUCACUCAAGUGUGGACCUUGUGUGCAUCUUUCCCAAGAUGAAGUGCAGAAUCAGGCUUCUCACUGUAACGAUAAGAAGAUGGCGUCCAAGAGGGUUCAGGAGAUGAGCACAGAGUUGUUCUUCAGUGUCUUUGUCAGGGAGUGUGGGCCUCUGGACUCGAAGGCGAUGGUGAUGGGGAUGCUGGAUAAAUCCUUUGAUGUGUUGGUGCUGCACUACGGAGUUCAGAAGAGGAUCUACUGUAAUGGCAUUGAGGGUCUGCAGUCAUUUAAUUUCCGUAAAGUCGGUAAACGGCCCGAGAUGACCCUGGUUUGGGCUCCAAGUGAACUGGAAGAUGAAACAGUUUCACAGGAGAUCUCCCUGUUCUCCGUGGUGGAUGUGCAGCUGAUUGCUGGUGAAGGUCCUCUCAGAUACACUGCAGUACUGAUGAGUCCCACACACACCCAGUCUUGAACACACAUUUUAUUUGGUUGUAUUUUAUUUCAUAUUCCUGUGGUUCUGUUGAUCAGACAUUCUGAGGUCAGUGUAACAAUGCUGUGUCAGAUUUUAACUGGAAAUACUUCACACACACCUCAUUACUGAUUAUUAUAGUACAUAUAUUGUGUGUGUUUAACAUGUAAACAUGAGGUUAAUAAUAUCUCUAAUUAGCAGUGUGAUUUAAUACAUCAUUAAUGAUUUAAUUUUUACUUUAAACACAUUUUUAAAAUAAUUAUAUGGGUUAAAUUUGGGAAACUCUGAAGUGUGCCAUGUGACGCAGUGCUGCUAAUGAUUUUUACUGCAUGUUUGAGCCUAAACCAGUGCUAACCACGUCAUUUUUUUAAACAUACAGUAGAUAUAAAAAGUUUACACACCCCAUUAAAAUAAUUAGUUUGUCUGAUGUAAA
Messenger RNA from Neoarius graeffei (lesser salmon catfish), 3425 nucleotides. RefSeq names its product DIS3 like 3'-5' exoribonuclease 2 (gene dis3l2). The transcript has 21 exons. Gene Ontology annotation, biological process: miRNA catabolic process. NCBI's taxonomy places the organism in Eukaryota, Metazoa, Chordata, Actinopteri, Siluriformes, Ariidae. Gene Ontology annotation, cellular component: P-body; exosome (RNase complex). Bases 89 to 2995 code for a protein of 968 amino acids. Gene Ontology annotation, molecular function: RNA binding; 3'-5'-RNA exonuclease activity. The record is from RefSeq and is a predicted model, not a curated record.